UUGUGUAGUAGAUCUGUUUUCUUCGACGUAUACAUUUUUUCGCAAUGGUGAACAAAAAGCCAAGCAUGGGUCGCCAAAAGAUUAAGAUUGAGAAAAUACCCAAGAAAAAUCACCUGCAAGUCACCUUCUCUAAAAGACGUGCUGGUCUUUUCAAGAAGGCUAGCGAGCUUUGCACUCUCUGUGGGGUUGACAUAGCAAUUUUAGUUUUCUCUCCUGCUCAUAAGGCCUUUUCAUUUGGCCACCCCGAUGUUGAUUCUAUCAUGGAUCGAUUUCUCACACGAAACGCACCUCCUCAAAGCUCUGGAACUCACCAACUCAUCGAAGCGCAUCGAAAUGCUAACGUUCGUGAGCAUAAUAUGCAGCUAACUCAGAUUCUUAACCAACUGGAGGCUGAAAAACGGCAUUCAGAAACACUUAACCAAAUGAGAAAGAGUAGUAGAAGCCAGUGUUGGUGGGAAGCUCCUGUUGAAGAACUAGGAUUGCAGGAACUAGAACAAUUGAGGGAUGCUUUGGAGGAGUUAAAGAAGAGGUUAACAAAACAAACCAACAAAAUCUUGAUCGAGUCCUCUAAUUCUUUGCCAUUUUUGCCAGUAAAUGGCACAGGACAGAUCGGAAAUUUUGAGACAAAACCUGAGAUUUGUGUUGCCUCUACUCUCCCUCAUGUCAACAAUUUUGGUUAUGGGCAUGGGAUUUUUUAA
Messenger RNA from Populus trichocarpa (black cottonwood), 698 nucleotides. RefSeq names its product agamous-like MADS-box protein AGL62. Gene Ontology annotation, biological process: regulation of transcription by RNA polymerase II. The record is from RefSeq and is a predicted model, not a curated record. The transcript has a single exon. Bases 45 to 698 code for a protein of 217 amino acids. NCBI's taxonomy places the organism in Eukaryota, Viridiplantae, Streptophyta, Magnoliopsida, Malpighiales, Salicaceae. Gene Ontology annotation, molecular function: protein dimerization activity; RNA polymerase II cis-regulatory region sequence-specific DNA binding; DNA-binding transcription factor activity, RNA polymerase II-specific.